CUUGUCCUUUUUAGCAGCGACCGUGGAAGCGCGGAAUGGUAAAAGCGAAGGAAGGGAAAGCCCUAGCGCGUCGCAGAGAGGAAGAAUCUGACGUUAGGGUUUUUCCGUCACUCUUAGAUUCGAUCCGCCUUUCCUUCCCUGAUCGCGCUGGGCUCCGUCUGGAUCUCCAAUCUCCCUCGCUCGACGUUCCUUUUCCGCGAUCGUUGGGCGGAUUCUAGGCUCUUGCUGCGCUGAUGCUCUCGCUGCAGGGUGACGCGCGGCAGCCCCAGCCGCUGCAUAAGCUGCAGUCGCUGCCGCAGUUGCAACAACUGUUUGGGGUGAGCGUGCCUGGCGGAUCAGGGUUCCACGCACUAGGGGCCAGCGAUGCAGAGACGCCGUUCGCUCUGCAGUUGCUUGAUAGUUCGGCCGACAUCAAGACCUUGAUCACAAAGCCGAUCGAAGGCGACGAGGACAUCCACUUGAAUCUUUCUCACGAGAACUACAAAGCUGGAAACUACAAUAAGGCAUUGGAGUACAGCAACGACGUUUAUAUAAAAAAUCCAAAACGAACUGACAAUCUUCUCCUUCUCGGUGCAAUAUACUAUCAGUUGCAAGAUUUUGAUGCAUGUAUUGCAAAGAAUCAAGAGGCUCUUGCAAUCGAUCCUCAUUUUCCAGAAUGUUAUGGUAACAUGGCAAAUGCUUGGAAGGAAAAGGGUGACAUUAAUCUCGCUAUACAACUUUAUCAAACUGCCCUCAAGUUGCGACCAAAUUUCGCUGAUGCAUGGUCAAACUUAGCUAGUGCAUACACCAGAAUAGGAAGACUGAACGAUGCAGCUCAGUGUUGCCGCCAUGCUCUUGCUUUAAAUCCUCGAUUGGUUGAUGCCCAUAGCAAUCUGGGAAAUUUGAUGAAGGCACAAGGCUUGUAUCAAGAGGCUUAUAAUUGUUAUUUGGAGGCUUUGCGAGUACAACCUACAUUUGCAAUUGCUUGGUCCAACCUUGCUGGCCUUUUGAUGGAGGUAGGAGAUCCUGACAGGGCACUUCUGUAUUACAAGGAAGCAGUUAAGCUUAAACCAAAAUUUGCAGAUGCCUACUUGAAUCUAGGGAAUGUUUACAAGUCCUUGAGAAUGCCACAAGAUGCUAUUUUGUGCUAUCAACAUGCUAUACAGGAACGCCCAACUUAUGCGAUGGCAUAUGGAAAUCUUGCUGGCAUCUACUACGAACAAGGUCAACUUGACUUGGCAAUCCUGCAUUACAAGCAAGCUAUCAAUUGUGAUUCUACUUUUGUUGAAGCUUAUAAUAAUCUGGGAAAUGCUCUCAAAGAUACUGGGCAUGUGGAAGAGGCUAUCAACUGCUAUAGGUCAUGCCUUGCUUUCCAACCCAGCCAUCCACAAGCUCUGACAAAUCUUGGCAACAUAUACAUGGAAUGCAACUGUAUGGGCAUUGCUGCAUCAUUCUAUAAGGCAACUUUGUCAGUUACUACAGGACUCUCUGCACCCUUCAGCAACUUGGCUAUGAUAUAUAAGCAACAGGGAAAUUAUGCAGAAACAAUAGCCUGUUAUAAUGAAGUUCUUCGAAUUGAUCCUUCUGCUGCUGAUGGCCUUGUCAAUAGAGGGAACACAUUUAAGGAGAUUGGUAGAGUUUCUGAAGCAAUUCAAGAUUAUAUACGAGCUGUGAAUAUCAGACCCACUAUGCCUGAAGCUCAUGCAAAUUUGGCUUCGGCUUACAAAGAUAGUGGACUUGCAGAAGCAGCUAUAAAGAGUUAUAGACAGGCUUUGAUGUUACGCCCAGAUUUUCCUGAAGCGACUUGUAAUCUUCUGCAUACUUUACAGUGUGUUUGUGACUGGGACGACAGGGAGAAGAGGUUUUCAGAAGUUGAAAGCAUCCUUAGAAGGCAGAUAAAGAUGUCUGUUCUUCCAAGUGUGCAACCAUUUCAUGCUAUUGCAUACCCAAUUGAUAAAAUGCUUGCAUUGGAGAUAAGUCGAAGAUAUGCAGCACACUGCUCAAUAAUUGCUUCACGUUAUGGGCUUCCUGCUUUUGCCCAUCCACUUCGUGUCCCUGUGAAGGCUGACAGUAAAAGUGGCAGACUAAGGGUGGGGUAUAUGAGUAGUGACUUUGGCAAUCACCCACUGUCACAUCUUAUGGGCUCUGUCUUUGGAAUGCACAAUCAAGAGAACAUCGAGGUUUUCUGUUAUGCGUUGAGUCAAAACGAUGGCAGUGAGUGGAGACAGCGCAUCCAGUCUGAAGCAGAACAUUUCAUUGACGUGUCUUCAAUGUCAUCUGAUUUGAUUGCUAGAAAGAUUAAUGAGGAUGGGAUAAAUAUCCUAGUAAACCUCAAUGGUUACACUAAGGGUGCCAGGAAUGAAAUUUUUGCAAUGCAACCGGCACCAAUCCAGGUUUCUUAUAUGGGGUUUCCGGGAACAACUGGUGCAAGUUAUAUUGAUUACUUGGUAACUGAUGAGUUUGUUUCUCCUACACGUUUAUCACAUAUUUAUUCAGAAAAGCUAGUUCAUCUUCCUCAUUGUUAUUUUGUGAAUGACUAUAAACAGAAAAAUCGUGAUGUUCUGGUUCCUAUCAGUCGGCAUAAACGCGCAGACUAUGGUUUACCAGAAGAUAAAUUUGUUUUUGCAUGUUUCAACCAGCUGUACAAGAUGGACCCAGAUAUAUUCAAUACCUGGUGCAAUAUUCUGAACCGUGUUCCCAGUAGUGCAUUGUGGCUGCUACGAUUUCCAGCAGCUGGUGAGACAAGAUUGCGUGCAUAUGCUGCUGCUCAGGGUGUUAAGCCAGAUCAGAUCAUAUUCACAGAUGUUGCUGCAAAGAAUGAGCACAUCAGACGCAGUGCUUUGGCUGACCUAUUUCUUGAUACGCCUCUGUGUAAUGGACAUACGACUGGCACAGAUGUGCUGUGGGCUGGUUUGCCAAUGGUAACACUUUCGUUGGAUAAAAUGGCUACCAGGGUGGCCGGAUCUCUUUGUCUUGCCACUGGAGUAGGGGAGGAGAUGAUUGUUUACAGCUUAAAAGAGUAUGAAGAAAGAGCAGUAGGUUUGGCAGAAAAUCCUGUAAGGCUUCAGGCGCUUUCUAGUAGGCUAAAGGCGGCUCGGAUGACUUGUCCACUAUUUGACACCAAGAGAUGGGUUAGGAAUCUGGAGAGGGCAUACUUCAAGAUGUGGAACUUGUACUGUGUUGGCAAUCAUCCUCAGCCCUUCAAAGUGACAGAAAAUGAUGAUGAGUUCCCAUUCGACAGAUAGACCAAGAAGGGAGUUGCUUAAUUCCAUUGGAUUUGCUUUCCAAAUCCUGCACUGUAACAUUUUCCUACACACGAUAUCCAUUUAGGUAGAGAUGGUUUUAUGAAGAGGCUAGUUUGCUGUUGCUGAGGCCCGUGUAUGUAGCAAAAGUAUACUCGAUGUGUUGUUGGACACUGGUGUGUCAUACUCGUUUCUUUUAGCUAUUUCGAUGAUGUAUUUGUACAAAUAUAUCGUAAUUAAGAUGCAUAAGCUGGGGCUGCCAGUGGAGGUGCGUGUCAAGACCCAAACCCCUAAUUCAAAUUAUGUUUUGCAAAA
Molecule: messenger RNA, 3536 nt
Organism: Zingiber officinale
Lineage: Eukaryota; Viridiplantae; Streptophyta; Magnoliopsida; Zingiberales; Zingiberaceae
Product: probable UDP-N-acetylglucosamine--peptide N-acetylglucosaminyltransferase SEC
Exons: 28
Coding region: 234-3224 (996 amino acids)
Biological process (GO): protein O-linked glycosylation
Molecular function (GO): protein binding; protein N-acetylglucosaminyltransferase activity
Source: RefSeq, a predicted model, not a curated record